AUGCAGAGUUCUGUUAAAAAUUAUCUGGAUAACCUCUUAUACAACCCCAAAGUGCUACUCUCUGAGUUUCAACAAAUGAAUCUUCAACGUUUCCAGACCGCAAUGAAAUAUCUCUUUGGCAACAAGCAGAAGUAUUUGGAGUUAGGAAAUAUUGUUAUCGACCUGGCUGGGAUAAGAGAGAGAAUUUUCCAAAGUCCAGGAGGAAACCGAACCUUAUUCCUUACUACUUUGGAGAGGUGCUUUCUGAGUUUGAGCUCCGCAGAAUGUGUGGACAUCCUGAGCCAGAUCCUCCGGGCAUCUUCCGUUAUGUACCUCCAAGUCCACACUAUCCCAAACCUCCCCAAAGACCUUCAGGAAGAUGCUUUUCGAAACCUAUCAUCAGUAUUCAGAGAUCUAUAUGACAGGAUAACGGCAAAUUCACAGAGGGCUCUAUAUGACUGGAUGAGGCUAAUCCUACAAAAAUCCCACAAUAUCAGUGAAAAUGUCACUUCAUGGGUGAGUGCAGAAAACCUGUGGAUUCUGGGAAGAUAUAUGGUUCAUCUCCCACUAGAAGAAAUUUGGAAAAUUUACCCUUAUGAAAUGAGAUUGUUCAUCAGUUAUGACAAUGCAACAAAGCAACUCGAUACCGUAUAUGAUAUCACCCCGGACCUCGCACAGGCUUUCUUGGAAAGAAUAAACGCAUCAGGAUUUGAUAUGAAAAACACAUCAACACUUUAUAGAUUGGGCUUGUUGGUUUGUUUUUACAAUGACCUGGAACAGAUGGAUGCCAGUGUGGCUCGGGUUUUACUUCAUCAGAUGAUUAAAUGCAAUCACCUAAGAGGGUCCCAGGCUGACAUUCAGAAGCUCAAAUCCCAGCUGCUUGACCUUGCCCUGCAAAACCAGACGUUGAAUGAGUCCCUUGGUUCCCUCUCGGACGCGGUGGUCGGACUGAGUCUCAGCCAGCUGGAAUCUCUCUCCCCGGAGGCUGUGCACAACGCGAUCCCAACAUUAAACCAGGUUUCAGGAUGGGCGAGAAGCCAAAUCAUGAUUUUAUCCAGGAAAUAUCUGAUGUAUGAAAAGAUACUCUCACUCCAUAAUAUCAGCCAGAUGGGUGCUUUGGUGACUGGGAUAAGCACUCAGUCAUUCCACAGGAUGAGCCCCAAAGAGCUGUCUCAGUUACUCAGAGGAGCAUUAGCUGAACGAGCCUCCGAUUUGUCUCCAGCCCAACACCAAGGCAUCCUCCGCAAGAUUAUUGCAUCCACAGAACUAUCAUCCGUGUUGGCAGAUGUGCAAGGACCCUUUUUUAAGGAGCUGUCACUUUUUGAUUUGUGGGCGGAAGAGGGAUUCAACUCUUCCCUAGUAAAAGAAAAGGAACUGAGGCCGAGUCAGGCCUUAUUUCUAUAUGAAUUAUUAUCAAAGAAGACAACUCUUUCUGAACUCCUAAGCAUUGACCAAAUGGUGAAAGGAAUAACAUGCUGGCAAAUCGACAGAAUGAGCGCCAUCACCUUUGUCAAUGUUUUCAAAUAUUUUGAAAAGAAUCUCCACCUGCUUUCACCAUAUCAGAUCAGUUGUAUGGCUUGGAAAUACUGGACCAUCUCUAAUACAUCCACGCCUCCCUACUUGUUAGCACUGCUUCCUGCUGAGUAUCUGGAAGCCAUUACAGGAUCGCUCUGUGUCCCUUUCAUCACCAGCCUAAGGAAGAUUGAACUCGAUCGUCUCGUUUUAAAUGAGCAGAAGAAAAAUGCAAUUCUGCAAAAAGUCCAUGACUGCCUGAAUGGCUCUAUCGUUGAUGAAUAUGACCUUGACUUGAUUGGCAACCUCAUCUGCCAUUUGUCCUCAGCAUUAAUUUGUGUGGGGUCACUGGAGACAGUGGCCACAGCCCUUCAACAGUAUGAACAAUGCCAACAUCUCAGCCAUGAACAGGAGAUGGACAUUAAACACUGGAUCAUUGAUUUGUAUGGUUCCCCAAGAAACUGGACGGCUGAGACAACGCAAGACAUUGGUCCAUUUAUAGCUCUUUUGCCAAAGAGUGAUUUGAGCAUCCUUGUGGAAAAGUUUCCUGGUUUCAUAUCAGAUAUAGCAUCAAAGAAAUCUGGACCAGUUCCUCCUUCUGAAGAGCUCUUGCUGGCUUAUUUUGAAAGUGUUCGCAACUCUAGCACCGCAUUGAGUGUGCCAAACGUAACCCUUGGUUGUGAAGAGGUUGCAGCACCGUCCUCAGAUGAGAUUAUAAAACUUUCAGAAGCAAAUAAGUUUUGGUCAGUUCAGGAAUUGUUUUGCAUGGACCCAGGCACGUUCAGCAAGACUGUGGAACUCCUUGGCUCUGUGGGCAGUUUCAGUGCAUCUCAGCUUACUGUGCUAAAAGAGAAAGCUAAGCAGGUCUGGGGCCCAUUAACAAGCUGGCAGAAUUAUCACAUAGUUUCUCUCGGGCGCAUUGCCACCACAUUAAACGAGACUGAAAUGGGAGCUCUGAAUCUGAGUUCAAUUGAUACGAUUGCUGCCCUUAGUGAGCAGACAGAAUGGAACCCUUCCCAGGCCCGGGCCAUUUUACAUGGUUUUCUGGAAGACUCUGGCCAAGUGAUGGCCACUUUGAAAAGCUUUGAUUUGGCAGGACUGGGUGCCAGCCUGUGUGCCUUGGAUACUACAGAGAUUGCAGCCAUAAAUGUGAUUGAAUUCAGUGCUGUGGUUGCAAGAAUCGGUUCUUUGUCAUGUAGCCCAAUUGUCCUGGAAGGUUUUAAAAAUAAAGCAGAGUCUGUGUUUGGGAUCGCUGCAACCUGGGAUAGAUCUAUCUUGCAGGAGAUUGGUACCAUCGCAGCGGGUUUAAAUGACACAGAAUUAAAAGCUGUCAAUAAAGAAUUGAUGCCUUAUUUCCACCCCACAGCAAUAAAAUGUAUCCCUGAUGAAAUGUUCAAAGAGCUGUCUCCUGAGCAAUUAGCCAGUCUUGGCCCCACAAAUGCAGCCAUGGUGACAGAAUCACAGCGCCGACACCUAAAUGAGCUGCAGCUUCAGAGUCUUCAGCAGGCACUGGACGGAGCCAGAACAAACGCCAACAAGUCUCCGUUUGGGGAAAGUACAAUCAAACCAACAUAUACCUCCGUUCCGAGUGGUGCUUCAUUUUCAUGUCGUUUAAGUCUCUGGGUACUUGCUGUAUUCGUCUGGUAUCCUGCAUCCAUACCUACUGUCACAGUUUAGGGAGACCUUCCGUGGUCAAUUGAAGAAGAAGCGUUCUACCAGAACACUAUCUAGCCCAAUGAAGGUUGAUAAUUCUGCAGAUGUUCCUUUUGAAAACCGGUUUUUUGCCUGUUGUACUUUAAACCUGCCACUUCACGUCAUGUUUUCAACUUAUCACGGAUAUUGCCUUUGUGCUUUUAAACAUGCUUUAAAAAUAUUUUAUUCAAGGGACGCCCUUUGAUGAUUCACUAUGCUUCAUAUGCUAACUUGGGUUUCUUUUUUUAGCAGUGCUGGUUUGGCAACAUUUUUGAUUCUGUCAAUAUUGUAUAAAUGCUACUAUAUACCCCCCCCCCC
Molecule: messenger RNA, 3501 nt
Organism: Anolis sagrei ordinatus
Lineage: Eukaryota; Metazoa; Chordata; Lepidosauria; Squamata; Anolidae
Source: RefSeq, a predicted model, not a curated record